UAAAUACAGACCUGAUAUGAAGGGGACCAUUCAAACAAACCACACAGAUAGACUGAGCGAGCGAGCGAGAGCCAGAGAGCGCUUAGCUGCAAGAAGUGCUUCUCCCGGAAAUCGCUUCGUGUUACCAGGUGGUGAAACAGAUCAAUGGGAGCAGGAGGCCGAAUGUCUGCCCUGAAUGGCAAGCAUGAUGAAAUCGACAAUCCCUUCCGACGAGUGCCAUUCGAGAAACCUCAAUUCACACUUAGCCAAAUCAAGCAAGCAAUCCCUCCGCAUUGCUUCAAACGUUCGCUCCUUCGCUCAUUCUCCUAUGUCGUUCAUGACCUCACCUUAUCCUUCAUUUUCUACUAUAUUGCCACCACUUAUUUUCAUCUCCUCCCUCCCCUGCUCACGUACAUUGCCUGGCCAAUUUACUGGAUUUUCCAGGGCUGUAUUCUCACCGGUGUUUGGGUCAUUGCACAUGAAUGUGGUCACCAUGCCUUCAGUGACUACCAGUGGCUUGAUGACACUGUUGGCCUAAUCCUCCACUCUGCUCUUUUAGUUCCAUACUUCUCAUGGAAAAUCAGUCACCGCCGCCACCACUCCAACACUGGAUCGAUUGAGCGCGAUGAAGUAUUUGUCCCCAAAACCAAAUCCUCAAUCUCAUGGUACUCAAAAUAUUUGAACAACCCGUUAGGGAGAUUUCUCACCCUCUUAGUCACAGUCACUCUUGGAUGGCCUUUGUAUUUAGCCUUCAAUGUUUCAGGCAGACCUUAUGAUCGUUUCGCUUGUCACUAUGAUCCUUAUGGCCCUAUUUACUCUCCUCGGGAAAAGCUUCAGAUUUACAUUUCUGAUGCUGGAGUUCUCACCGCAACUUAUGCGCUUUACAGAAUUGCAGCUGCAAAAGGGAUUGCUUGGCUUGUAUGUGUUUACGGAGUGCCGUUGUUGAUUGUGAAUGGUUUCCUGGUAGUGAUCACAUAUCUCCAACACACUCAUCCAGCAUUGCCUCAUUAUGACUCCUCUGAAUGGGAAUGGCUUAAGGGAGCAUUGCUGACUAUGGACAGAGAUUAUGGAUUGUUGAACAAGGUGUUCCAUAACAUUACAGAUACACAUGUGACUCACCAUCUCUUCUCUAUGAUGCCACACUAUCAUGCCAUGGAGGCCACCAAAGCAAUCAAACCACUACUGGGGGAGUACUACAGGCUUGAUAGUACUCCAUUUUACAAGGCAUUGUGGAGGGAGGCAAAAGAGUGUCUUUAUGUUGAACCAGAUGAGGAUUCUCCUUCCAAGGGUGUGUUCUGGUACCAGAACAAGUUUUGAGUCUUUGGUGCUGGCUGAGGUUGCUAAGAGGGUUUGCUUAAGCUGAAGUAUGACCAAGAACAGUGUCUGUAGGGUAUCUAAUUAGAAAAACCAAGUUUCUGUGUCUCUCCUGAAUAAAUCUUGAAAACAAUGGUCUGUUUGUGUUAUUACUGUAUGUAUAAUGGACCUCAGCAACUUAUGUGUUGGUUUAAUCAGACUUAUACUCAUUAAGCACCAGUAUCUACCUAUUUGGUAACUAAUUUGAAAGAGUUGGUGA
Messenger RNA from Tripterygium wilfordii, 1552 nucleotides. RefSeq names its product omega-6 fatty acid desaturase, endoplasmic reticulum isozyme 2-like. NCBI's taxonomy places the organism in Eukaryota, Viridiplantae, Streptophyta, Magnoliopsida, Celastrales, Celastraceae. Gene Ontology annotation, molecular function: oxidoreductase activity, acting on paired donors, with oxidation of a pair of donors resulting in the reduction of molecular oxygen to two molecules of water. The record is from RefSeq and is a predicted model, not a curated record. Bases 145 to 1296 code for a protein of 383 amino acids. The transcript is spliced from 2 exons. Gene Ontology annotation, biological process: lipid metabolic process.